Molecule: messenger RNA, 3636 nt
Organism: Pyricularia grisea
Lineage: Eukaryota; Fungi; Ascomycota; Sordariomycetes; Magnaporthales; Pyriculariaceae
Exons: 5
Coding region: 1-3636 (1211 amino acids)
Source: RefSeq, a predicted model, not a curated record
AUGAAAUCUCUCACGUGGCUGUGGGUGGCAGUCGUCGCCCUGGCGGCUAUCGCCUCGGCUCAGAAAAAACGCCUUUUGUUCUAUGGCAGCGUGGAGUAUAGAGAGUGGCAAGAAGCUGAGGAUCUAGGCUAUGAAGUUGUCAACGUCACCGAUGCUCAGUGGCGCGCAUUCACCAAGGAAGAGUUCGCCCAGUUCGCUGCCAUCGUUGUCCAGGAUCCUGAUUGCAAAUCACUUCCGGAAGUUGACAAUCUAAGGUUGCUGGAAGACACCAAGACCAAAUGGUCACCAGCCGUGAAGGGCCCCGUCAUCCUUAUCGGCACGGAUCCCUCAUUCCACGCCGCUGACUACCCAGGGGCAGUCUCGUUGAUCCGGGGCGGUUUGAACUUUGCGGCAUCAGGUAAUGAGACGGGAUUAUACUUUUCGCUCUCAUGCUACUAUCAAAACGUCGAAAGGGAGAUCGUCUCGGUACUGUCUGAAUUUGGCGAAUUUGAGGUGCGAGGCCAGUUGAGUUGCUACAACGACGCACAUCUGGUGGCAAAUUCGACGGCUCUUUUGGGAAUCAAAGAUGAAGAUUUGAGCAACUGGUCCUGCAGUGUGCAUGAGGUCUUUUCCAAUUACCCCAAGACUGGAAUGCGCGGAUUCGAGCCCUUGGUGAUCGCCCAGGGAGCUACCGGCGUCGGGAACUUGACUUUUGCAGACAACAGCACCGGAGUCCCUUUUGUCCUUACAAACAAGGCCACACCCAUCGGAUGUGGCAAUGGGAUAUGGGAGUCCCGUCUUGGGGAGGAAUGUGACUACGGCGACUCCAAUGGUCAUGAUAACAGCACCUGUACCCUGUCUUGCAGGUGCAUAUAUGGGGCGUUGGGAAAUGGAACUUGUUCGACUGUUAACAACUCAACAAGCUCCUCGACCACUCGCGGAUUCAGCAGCACACUUUUUACAAACUCAAGCUCUUCAGUGACGGCAACGAGCGAGCUGCCCAACUCCUUUACAGUUGUCACCGUUGUGAUCACAUCCACCGUUUCUAUUAACCCUUCAUCCUCGUCUAUCACCACAAUCACGACAGUCUCCACCUCUACCAUCUUACCUCUGACAUCAGACUCCUCAGUGGUAAGCUCUGGGACGACAGCUACCCCGGGACCGUCAGUAACGACGAUCGUCAUCACUGCUACAGUGUCCAUCAAUCCCAGCUCCUCGUCUACAACGACCAUAACAAGCGUGGUACCAAUCUCUGACUCGGCAUCAAACUCGGCAAGCACGUCGCCAAAUUCUGGUUCUGAGGUUUCCACUGUUACUUCUGUUGUGACAUCGUAUGUAUCCAUCAAUCCAAGCUCCUCCUCGGAAACGGUAUACACUACUGUGUAUGUCACCGCCAUACCCGCUGGAUCUUCUGCUUUCCCAUCGAUUACCCCAACAUCUACAGCAAACAGUCCAUCAAUCUCCACCGUGACUUCGGUAGUGACCGAGGUAGUCACAGUAAACCCGAGCUCGUCGUCGACCAGUGUCUACACCACUGUCUAUCCUACAACAAUUCUUCCAUCAACGAGCUCCAAUGGAGGUCAAGUAUUUUCAUCAUCAGGCACAGCAGUGUCUUCCUCAAGGCAGUAUACAACCAUCACUUCGGUGUAUACCACACUGGUUACUGUCAAUCCCAACUCGAUUUUCACCUCGUACUACACGACGUACAUUACAGUCCGUCUUGGACAGAUUGCCACCACGGCUCCUUUUCCGAACUCCACGGCCCUUCAGACAGGCUCCGCUACGUCGACGUCCAUCUUCAACGUGACCUCCAGCUCGAUACUUGUCACUGUCAUACCAACCACCAGCGUCUCCUCCCUCUCACUCUCCUCAGUCAUCGUCACCGUGAUUCCGACUUCGCUGAGCUCCACCGUGGUCAGCAUCAUCCCGAGCACAGCUAUCGGAAAUAUCUCGCUGAGUUCCACCUUGGUGACAGUCCUGCCGAUAACCUCGACGGCCGGCGGCCAGGUCAGCUUGUCGUCUUCCGUGGAAAGUAACUCUACAAAGCUCGUGACCGAGACUUUGUCUUCUACCGUAACUCUUCCCCAGCCAUCUGGGUCAAUGACAUCCGGCGUGGGAGCCAGCUCGUCUGGCCUUGUUACGGAGACUGUCUCUGCUACUGUGACUGUUUCCCCGUCGUCGGGUUCACAAGCAAUAUCUGCUUCGGGAACUAGCUCGUCUGAGCUUGUUACAGAGACUGUCUCCGCUACAGUAACCGUUAUCCCAUCAUCAAGCUCACAGACAUUGCCAGUCUCGGGAACCAACUCUUCCGCCCUCGUUACUGAAACAUUUUCGUCUACGGUGACUGUUGUCCGUCCAUCGGGGUCACAGGUAUCCUCAGACGAAGAAGCUAGCUCAUCUGACCUUGUGACCGAGACUAUCUCUGCAACCGUAACCCUUACCCAGUCGUCAGGCAUCCAGCAGCCAACUUCAGACGCCAACGCAUCAGCCAGCAGCUCGAAUGAUGCUGCCACUCAGACAGUGUCCUCGACCGUCACAGUCAGCGGCGCGACAUCGUCAAGCGCCCAGUUACCGACCUCAGGGCUAGCAAGCGAAUCAAGCUCAUCCAUAGGAACAUCCACAGGAGCUGCUGCGACCUCCCUUUCGUCUGCCGACGCAACAUCGGGAGUGACCACUGGGCUCACAGACGCCAUAUCUGCAACUAGUACUGGAACAAAUACCGUCACCACCACGGCAGUCGUGACUAGGACCCCCUGCCACGGCGGUGGUGGCUAUUCGCCUGUGCCAAGUGGCGCAUCUACCUCUCUCACUGAUGCGCUGUCUACGUCGCUAACGGAUGCCGUAUCGACAUCGCUUACAGACGCCUGGUCUAGCUCGGUUACAAGUGAUCUCUCCACUUCGACUCCAGGUCCGCAGUACAGCUCGCUUACCGAUGCCGUGUCUACGUCAAUUACAGAUGCAGUGUCUACUUCAACCACCAAUGUACAGUCUACGUCAGCUACAGAUGCCAUUUCUACCUCGAUGUCGGACGCACAAUCUACCUCAAACAGCUGGCUGACGUCGACAACCAUGGCAAUCGAGACCACUGAGGGUGCAUUGCCCACCAGUGCAGGAUCAACUUCCGUCUCCACUGGCUUUUCGACCAGCCUCACGGCGCCCUGGUCGACUAUAACGAGGCCUCCGUUCACUGUUAUUCCAUACGAGCCGACGCCGUGUAUAAGCUGGCUCAGCUACGUGACGGAAGUGUACGUGACUCUGACCACAACUUGCCCGGAGGGCAGCGUUAGCACAACGACUCUGACUGAUCGAUUCACGACCGUGACGACGUCAGCUUGCGCCACUCCGACUGUUCCAGAGCCUUGCUACGGAUGCGCCAUCGGAGCUCCAGACGCAGGAGAGGUGGUUUCAGUUACUAUGACUUCAACUGCAAGCACGGUGACUGUUCCGGGGGAGUCGCCCACUGCUGCCUCCGGUCCAGUGUUCGGUUUCCCUCAGGGCCCUUCGGAAUCCGUGAUCCCUCGAAAGGAGAAGGCCGAAGCUGACAAGGGCACCGUCGUCACUGCCGGGGCAGGCCGAGUUGACUUUGGUAUUCUUGGCGGAGCCUGGCAGUAUGCGUUGGCCUGCCUUGUUGGGCUUGUCAUGUUGAUGGCUGUUUGA